AUGGUCCUCUAUCGAUUGGUACCAAAAAAAAUUUUCAAAUUUUUGUAUAGAGUAUCCGAUGUUCCCUUGUUAACUAAUCCACUCAAACUCCAUUUUUUCUUAAUAUUCCACCCUUUAUUAAUUCACCAAAAAAUGGUAACAACUCAGCAUGGCCCUCAAUGUAUUUGUGAAAUUUGUACUUGCGGACGGCAUCAAUGCCCAUUAAAUCGUUCAUCUGCCACUGGUUUUUCCCCUUUUGGUGAAAAGUGCAAUAAUGGGAAUGGAAAUAGCAGCCAUUUUUACCGAAAAGAAUUUGCUACAACGGCCAAUGUUAGUGAAAGGGCAAAGCCGGCACGUCCUAAUCCGGAGCUGACACUUGACAGGACAAUUCCAUUUCACUCAAACGAAAAAUCGGUAGAUUUUUCUGAACAGCAAAAAGCACUAACAGAAGCACGUAAUCAACGUUUUGUUACUUCUGCCGCAUUUAGAAAACGUGGGCAAAAUUCUCAAAUUCAGUUAACUGACGGGCAAAAUAAUCAACAACAGCAAAUGCUUCGAAGUACUUACAGAGAGGAAAGUGAACGUGCUUUGCAAAAUGGAGUUCAACAACGUGUACGUCCAACUCGCCCAGCCGCUACAACACCCAUCUUUGGAGGUUCUGACUCUAAUAACAUUCAUCAAACAGUGAAUCAGAGUGAAUAUGCUCCAAAGCGUUCAGAAAGAGCUGAGGCUGUUAGGCCUAAAACUUCAGACCUUUGGAAGAAUUCAAAUGGUACUUCGCUUGAAAAAAGUGGAGUUAAUGCGGAAUAUGGGAAAGGAGGGGGGAGAGGUGAAAGGCCAGUAGCUGCACGCCCUCGUGAAUCAAACAUCCUUCGUGGGGAAGGUCCAUUUCAUGUGGAAACGAAUCAGCGUUCUGAAUAUGGACCUAAACGAGGGGAGAGAUUUGAGGCUAAACGACCUGUGGAAUCUGAGAUUUGGAAGAAUGAAGGCCCAAAUGAACGUACAACAGUGAAUAGAAGCGAAUAUAAGGGAGGCCGUGGGGAUCGCUUUGAGGCUAAACGACCAGUUGAAAAUGAGAUUUGGAAGAAUGAAGGCCCAAAUGAGCAUACAACAGUAAAUCGAAGUGAAUAUAAGGGAGGCCGUGGUGACCGCUUUGAAAUGCGAAAACCUCCAGAUUCUGAUAUUCUACGUGUACAAGGACCCUUCGAAUCCCUAAGUGUUGCACACAGUGAAUAUGCUCAAAGAGGUCCAGGAGAACGCUUUGAAAGUCGAAAACAAGGAGAAAAUGAAGAAAUUUGGCGUAAUGAAGGAAGAAUGGCUGCUGAAGGUUCUGUCAGUAAAAAUGAUUAUCAACACGAAGAAGGAAAAAGGGGUGAUCGACAUCCAAUGCAUCGUCCAAAGGAUACGGAACUUUUUGAUGUACGUAGCGGCAAAAUUGGAGAAGAAAGAACAGUUAAUGCUACCGAGUAUUCUCAUACCCGUGGAGAGCGUGCUGAACGAAAAGUGCCACAGCCUUCAGGAAUAUUUCUACCUCCUCCAGGAUCAGAAUUUGCGCCAGAAAGUACUGUCACUCGAGAGCAUUAUGGUCACAAAGAAUUGGUAGAGAGAGCCCAUCCAGUGCCCCGACGGUCAGAGUUUGUGUUGGCAGGGCCGGAAGAAUCCUUCAAUAAAUCCACCAAUUACAACGACAAUUUCCAACAAAUUCCUUCGGAUACUUAUGCUUCCCGCCCUGCAGCAGUACGCCCAUCUACAGCAUUAAAAUUGCAGGGUGAUAGAGAAUUUAAGAGUGGAUAUGGAUCAGAAUUUACAAAUAAAUUAGCUGGGCCGUGUCCAGCUGGGGAAUUGGUGGAAACAUUGAAAGGCCACGCAUGCAAAGCUGAGGACAAAAAUGGAAGUCAUACAGACACAAAUAACUUCCACUUUCAUUCAGUAAAUAAAGGCCAUCAUAUGUAUAGAUCAAAGGAAAAUUUGGCCGAGUCUUGA
Molecule: messenger RNA, 1962 nt
Organism: Meloidogyne enterolobii
Lineage: Eukaryota; Metazoa; Nematoda; Chromadorea; Rhabditida; Meloidogynidae
Source: the annotation of a GenBank genome assembly